Harpegnathos saltator (Jerdon's jumping ant) is the source of this 1738-nucleotide messenger RNA. Its product is annotated as transmembrane protein 39A-A. Gene Ontology annotation, cellular component: membrane. Bases 311 to 1714 code for a protein of 467 amino acids. NCBI's taxonomy places the organism in Eukaryota, Metazoa, Arthropoda, Insecta, Hymenoptera, Formicidae. The transcript is spliced from 8 exons. The record is from RefSeq and is a predicted model, not a curated record.
UUGUUAUUGUUAUAAAUAGCCACUAGACGCCCAAAUGAUUAUCCACACGCACCAUCAAAAACUACUUGUGCAUCCAUUGCUCACAAGCAUUUUCCAAUCUCUUUGUUCCAACGUCAUUUUUCUUGGGCAUCUGAACGCCACCUACAUAGCGUGCAUAGACAUUAUUCGGAGUGACAACCGGUAUGUUGGGAAAACUACGUCUGACAAAGUAUCCACGUUUGAUAGUUUCCUGAGAUUGUUUACAAAUUAUUACGAUGCGGCGAUGUGUUUCUCGUGAAUUAUAAGUAACAGAUGUGUAAAACAGUGCAACAUGCCCGGAGGUAGACGAAAUGCCGCCAGUCGUACUGGGGCGACUGGUAAAUCCGGCGGUACUUACUCCAGUUCUAUUAACUCUAGUGGAAGAAGUAAUAGCGGAGAAAGAACGAUUGGAAAUAACACGGAUGAUAAAAAGAUUGACGAGAUUUACAACGGAAGAUCUCUGGCGCCGAAGCAUGUUCCUGUACCCGUGGUACCAGUUGAUGGACAAUUGACCUUCGAAAUUAUGUCUUUGGCUAUUUCAGUUAUGACAACUUGUAUGCAACUAUUGAAUAUAUACAAAACCGUAUGGUGGUUACCACAUUCGUAUAAUUGUUAUGCUAUGAAUUUUUAUUUGAUAGAUCCUUACGUGCUUGUAUUUAUUUUCACAAUUGUGGCGCGUAGAGUAGUUUAUAUACUAUUAAGUCGAUCUAUUGAUGGUUUAUCACCAGUUCGAUGGUUGCCUACGAUCCAGAAAAUUAUGAGAAUGUUUCUCUCAGUCACUGUAAUGAGUAUAAUCUCCUGGUGUUUGUAUCAUUUGGCUGAAAAACAUGAUCUUUUAAAAAUGUUUUAUCUAUGUUAUCCAAGCUUGUCGAUAUAUUUUAGUAUGUUUGGAAUAAGUUUAACACCAUUCUUUGAUAUCUCCACAUCAUCCUCAAGUGGAAAAGAGGAACGAAGAACAAAGUAUUUAUUAGAUAAACCUCUGCACAAUUGCUCGUUGAAUGCAUCAGCCAUCAGAGCAGAAGUGUCUACUCUAAAAUUUGAUUUUAAUCGACGAAUAAAGCAGGCUUUGUUUGCGUCUUCUGGCACCGCGUUCAUCUGUGGUGCCGCCCCCAUGAUUUUUGCACCGCCGCAUUUAUACUUUAGCCGACCAUGGGUGAUACAGCAAGCGAUUUUGUUCUGGUUUGGAAGGAUGAGUGCAUACUUUGUUCACACUUGUCCUAUAAGAUACUACGAUGUGUUGCAUCGAGCGUCAUUACAUUUAGGGCGGUGGGUCAAGAUACCCAAUGAAAAUCGCAGUAAUCACGCAUACAACAUUCAACCAUGGAAUGACGCGGUGCUGUGGCCGCACGGGUCAAUCGUACGGCACAAUCGGGAGAUUUACCGCUCCGAAGGUUUAUGCACAGCGGCUGAACCGGGUAAUACGGAUCAUUCCAGAUUUCAUACCUUUUUCUACAAUCCGACAGUGUUGCUGUGCUCGGUAUUGGGAGCACACUUAUUAUUAGUAGGCGUUCAGUUACUUAUUCUAUUACGCACAACCGAAUGGUGUCAACUAUUGUCGAUAGCGUUGUUACUUUUUAUGAAUUAUUAUACUUUGUUCAAAAUCGCUAGGGAUUAUUUGAUAUGUUGGAAGGUGUACCGUACUGAACAGAUAAUACAAGAGAAAUCUCAGAUGGUUGUAAACCCAGUUGCUCAAUAAAAUUCAAGUGAUAUAUUGCUGCAA